AUGUUAAAUGAGUGUUUUCACCAGUUUUCCUCAGCAUCAGGAUUAGUUGCAAACCAAGGGAAAAGUUGCAUCUAUUUUGGAGGUGUGCCAGAACAUGUGCAGCAGCAAAUAUUGGCAAGCUUGGGAUUCUCCCUGGGUGAAUUACCCUUCAGGUACUUAGGAGUACCACUGAGUGCUAAAAGACUGUCAGUUAACCAAUGUCAACCUUUACUGGACAUAAUUCUAGCUAAAGUGCAAAGCUGGACAACAAGAUUUCUAUCCUAUGCAGGUAGACUACAAAUGAUUAUAAGUGUGUUACUAUCUAUACAAUCAUUCUGGACGCAAGUAUUUCCUUUGCCAAAGAAUAUCCUAAUGAAGAUUGAAAGCAUUUGCAAAAAGUUCUUAUGGACAGGGGAGGUAGAGGGGAGCAAGAAGGCUGUGGUUGCAUGGACACAACUUUGUUGGCCAAACACAGCAGGAGGCUUGAACAUUACAGACAUAGUCACUUGGAACAAAGCAGCAAUCCUGAAGCAGAUGUGGAACCUAUGCAAUAAGAAGGACAGAUUAUGGAUCAAGUGGAUGCAUAUCUAUUAUAUAAAGAAGGAGAAAACAUGGAAUGUGAAGACCAAUCAAGCAGCAUGGACAACUCAAAAGAUUCUAAAAGCUGGGAAGUUAUACACAAAGGACAGAUUACUGAAAUGGGGGAGUAUCACAAGUGCAGAAUGUGUCUUAUGUGAAGCAGCUGAUGAAAGCCACGACCACCUGUUCUUUACAUGCAAGUAUUCAAGCAGUGUGUGGGAGAAGGUACUGAACUGGGCAGGAAUAGGAAGAAGAGCCAGGAUAUGGUCAGAAGAAAUAAAAUGGGCCAGUACAUAUGCAACGGGGAGGAAAGCAGAUGCAGCCAUCUACAGAAUGAUCCUAGCUGGAGCUGUAUAUUAUCUAUGGCAAGAGAGGAACUGGAGAAUUUUCAAAAAGAAGAAAAGGAAAGCUGAAGAAUUAGUGAGAAUGAUCGUUCAAGACAUACAUUGCAGAGGUUCAAAGUGGUUAAAAUUGGAGAAGAAGCUACAAGCACUUAAUUUCUAUCCGUAG
Messenger RNA from Nicotiana attenuata, 1068 nucleotides. RefSeq lists its product as uncharacterized. Lineage: Eukaryota; Viridiplantae; Streptophyta; Magnoliopsida; Solanales; Solanaceae. The record is from RefSeq and is a predicted model, not a curated record. The transcript has 2 exons. The coding region runs from base 1 to 1068 and encodes 355 amino acids.